AUGGCGGGGUCGCGUUACAUCCGGUACUCCCAGAUCUGCGCCCAGGUGGUCAGAGCGGCAAUGAAGCCUCAAUACAAAGCGGAGGCCGAGAGGGCGGCCAUGGCCACUGUGAAAACUGUGAAGCCUAAGAAAGAAUAA
Molecule: messenger RNA, 138 nt
Organism: Charadrius vociferus (killdeer)
Lineage: Eukaryota; Metazoa; Chordata; Aves; Charadriiformes; Charadriidae
Gene: ATP5F1E
Product: ATP synthase, H+ transporting, mitochondrial F1 complex, epsilon subunit
Exons: 2
Coding region: 1-138 (45 amino acids)
Biological process (GO): proton motive force-driven mitochondrial ATP synthesis
Cellular component (GO): mitochondrial inner membrane
Molecular function (GO): proton-transporting ATP synthase activity, rotational mechanism
Source: RefSeq, a predicted model, not a curated record